Molecule: messenger RNA, 1270 nt
Organism: Teleopsis dalmanni
Lineage: Eukaryota; Metazoa; Arthropoda; Insecta; Diptera; Diopsidae
Exons: 2
Coding region: 194-910 (238 amino acids)
Source: RefSeq, a predicted model, not a curated record
UUUUUUUGUUAACAGAUCAGUUUACAAAUAUAGAUAUCCUCCAGAUAUAAUCGUAUUAAAAAUUGAGAUUUAUCUAUUUAACAAUUUUAAAAGCAAAAUUGUUUUCGGAAGUAAUUGGCAAAUUUGAUAUAUAUUGGCAUAGUCUAACUUCAUUUAAAUUUUAGUGUUUGUCUUUCGUGGAGCAGUAAUUACCAUGCCUGUUCGUAAUAGACGUCGAGUCCGAAAUUGUAAACACACAUAUGAUACGACAGAUACUUCUGAUCCGUCAUCUGAUCCGACAUCUUCUGAAGAAGAUGGUUCUUAUCCCAAUAAUUAUUUUCCCGUACAGAAUAUGCAAGUAUAUGAACUAACGCAAAACCAUAAAAUAUUGGAAUGGUUCAUAUUCAUAGUCUUUGGAAUAAUAUGGUUUUUUCUGAAAUUUUGGGAGCGAAUAUCUGUGGAACAUGAGGAAAAAGAUUUUCGAUGCAUUACAAUCACAUCUUUCUACAGUAUAAUGUUGUUCUUUGCGAUAAAGAAUCGACCGAAUAUCAAUCAUCAUCCCAUUUGGCAACACAAAGUGUCUAUUAUUUCAUUACACAUAGUCUUUGUAAUGCUGAUAGUACAGUUUCCUACAUACUUUGUUUGGUUUCAUGCUUUGGAGUGGUUACGUGGAUUUAGUGCAGUUAUUGGACUUAGUUUAUCCAACGUUAUGGGUUCGAUCUUCAAGCAGAGUAGACGUGAUGUACACAAUUGGAUUCAAGAAAAUUCUUAUCAUAUGGUCACAUAUUGCUUGUUAUUUUUAAUGUGUGGAAUUCUCAUUAUACCAGUUGAAAGAUUCACAAAUUAUUUACAACAGAAAUUAGUGAAAUUUCUUUAUGAUACAUAUGAACAAGAAAUUCAGCGGGAACCUUUACAGAGAGAGUUGCGUUAAGAAUGCCUUUCGCAUAACUUAAAUGCCCACCUAUUGCGUUCAACUUAUUCACUCUAUAGUUCUGAUUUUAUCAGAAUUACAACAAUAAUCAAAAAAUCUUGCUUGUUAACUUGUUAAUUUGGAUUAACUGGACAGUCUACAGAGAUGGUUAAGUUGAGUGCGAAAAUAGAUUAAAGAUAUAACUCACGAAAUAAAAUCUAAUAUUCGAUAUAACAACGCUGAAGGAUCGAGUAAUUACUACUAGUAAAACUAGUUUAUUAACAAUCAUUAACAUUUUUAAUGCUAAUACCUCAAUUCAAACUACAAUUAGGCACCUAAAUUUUAUAUGAAAUUCUAUGAAAUUUUUGAAAUAAUAAUAAC